UUUCUCCCUCUCACACCACUUCGACCGGCUUUACCAUUUGCGAAAUCGUCAUGUCGCAUACACUGACGUGGAGACGACGAUCGCAAACUGAUGACUUAGCUUUUUAGCAUCAACUGAACCUCCAAAGUCUCAACUGGAGGAUUUGAUCUUGUUUGAAAUAUAGGGUCCGCCCGAAGACCUUUGUAAACUCUCGCAAGACACUCAUCAUGGCAUCUUACCAUCGGGUGCUAGAAACCUUUGGCAGAUCGGUUCGGGACAAUACAUUGGAAUGUGACUGCGAUAUACACCCGUGGGAGAUCUCGAUCAAUGGAGAGCAAUGGACGGGUAAGAUCCGGCUGAUUGGGUUUAUCGAUGUAUUUUUUCUCAUCUCCUACUCGGCCAACGCAAGAUUUGAGCAUGGGAUUAUUGUCUACAAGGAGAACGGGGUUUUCGAGGCCGUCGCAGGGUACAAGGCCGAUCGAUUGUUCCCCGGCGAGGAAGAAUCCAAAUCAACCCAUGUUCAGCCCCAAGCUGACCAGAACACGGAGGAUAGCGAGAUCUCUGAUCCUGAAGAAGGUCCCGACAGUGCCCGACACCGACUCUGGAAGGCGUCUGCAAGUCAUGGGGAAAAUUCCAGCCGCAUCAACCAGCAGAAGGGCAGACCCAACGACGGGCAGGAAUAUUCGGGCGGCGUAACCGAGUAUUACAGAUCCAGUACGUUCACGACCAAGGGUCUGGGUCAUCAGAUCGGACUCAGGGCUACCUAUCGCAUGUCGUCUGUUCGCGAAUAUACCGUCGAGAUCGUCAAGCCAUGCAAUGGGGCAUUGAACAAGCGUAUCCGACGGGGCAUGAAACCACAUAGCACCGCCGAGCUGAUGAAAGACGCCGUACGCUGCGGGAUCAUAACGCAAGGACAGCUGGCGGGUCACAUCAUCGAAGUUCUGCUUGCGGGCUCGCGUCUCGACGACACAGCCAAGAAGUACUUAGAGGGGUUAAAAUCAGGAAAUGAUGCAGGGAGACAUUUCUUGUCGAACGAAAGGACCUAAUCUUUGUAGAUGGAUGCAAAAAGAUUACCAUCCGCCUUCGGGCACCAUUCUGCUCUUCAUCCCAAUCAUCCACGCUAGAGUAGUCGCGCUAACCCAAGC
This is a messenger RNA of Aspergillus candidus, 1124 nucleotides long. RefSeq lists its product as uncharacterized. The transcript has 5 exons. Lineage: Eukaryota; Fungi; Ascomycota; Eurotiomycetes; Eurotiales; Aspergillaceae. The record is from RefSeq and is a predicted model, not a curated record. Bases 207 to 1025 code for a protein of 272 amino acids.